AUGAAAACAUUUAAAAAAGCCUUCAUUUUCCUUCUUCAUAUUCUCCUUUUAAGUUCACAUCCAUUCGCACUGAAAGUUGUAUCAUCUAAAAGAAUAGAAGCAGAGGCUCUUGUAAGGUGGAAGAACACCUUAUCAUCUUAUGAUUCUCUUGAUUCAUGGGCUCCCAAUAAUAUCACGAACCUGUGUAGUUGGAAAGGGGUUGUAUGCAACACUGAGAUGUCACUUUAUGAGAUAUACUUGUCGGGUGUAGGCCUUAAUGGCACACUUGACCAACUCGAUUUUUCUUCAUUUACAAAUCUCACAAGUCUCAAAAUCUGUUGUAAUCAUUUCCAUGGGUUGAUUCCAUAUCAAAUUAGUGAUCUUCAAAACCUAGCUUAUCUUGAUUUGUCGUUUAACUCCUUUAUUGGUGAAAUUCCUGACUCACUAUUCACCAAUCUGAGAAAGCUCGAAUAUCUGAACCUUACUGGUAACUCAUUUCAGGGCUCCUUGCUAUCAAUUCUUACAAAGCUAACGAAAUUGAAAGGUAUUGGGUUAGCCUCGAACAACUUCUAUGGUUCAAUUCCAGAUAUUUUUGGUUUGAUGCCAAAUUUGGAAAUCCUUGAACUAACUUCAUUCGAAGAAAAGAUCCCAUCUUCUUUAGGCAAACUCAAGAAUCUUCAAUACCUUGAUCUCUCAAUCGAUAGCCCACUCAAUUCCACAAUUCCUUCUGAGAUUGGCCUAUGCACAAACCUUACCCAGUUGUUUUUAAGUGGGAGUUCACUUAUGGGAUCCCUACCUUUAUCCUUUACAAAUCUGACCAAAUUAUCUAUUUUAAUUAUUGCCAAUAGUAAUCUUUGUGGUCAUAUCCUGCCUUAUUUUCUCACAAAUUGGACCCAGUUGGUAGUAUUGGGGCUUCAAAACAAUUCUUUCACUGGGGAAAUACCAUCUGAAAUUGGUUUGUUGACAAAUCUAACUUAUCUUCAUUUGAGUGGUAAUAGAUUUUUCGGCUAUAUCCCUCAAGCGAUCGGAGGCUUGCAAAAAUUGUUCUCCCUAGACCUUUCAAUCAACUUACUUUCAGGUCAAAUACCUCCCAUGAUCGGGAAUUUAACAGAACUUGUACACCUGGAUAUCUCCUCCAACCAGCUCACAGGUAUGAUUUCACCUGAGAUUGGACGUUUGAAGUCACUCAUGGUUCUGGAUCUUAGUAUGAAUCAUUUAAGUGGACAUUUGCCUAAAAAUGCCUCUAAACUCAUUAAAGGAUUGGAAGUUUUGAAUUUGAAGAAGAAUCAUUUUCAUGGUACCAUUCCUAAAAUAUUUCCAAAGGGAUGUGAACUGUGGUAUUUGGACUUAAAUGGAAAUCAAUUGAAGGGGACAUUACCACACACAUUGGUCAAUUGUAGGAUGCUUGAAAUACUAGAUAUUGGAAACAAUAGCAUAAGUGGCACAUUCCCCUUUUGGAUGGAAACUCUUUUGGAGCUUCAAGUUCUUGUACUAAAGUCCAACAGAUUCCAUGGUAUUAUACCUAUUUUGAAGGUGAAACAUUCAUUUUCGAAGCUGCAAAUUCUUGACAUAUCCCAUAAUGAGUUCACUGGUGUUCUCCCGAUUGAAUUUUUGGAUAGUUUCAAAGUCAUGAUGAAUGAAAGUGAAACUAGAGAUAGAUACUAUGGUGCUCUUUCGACUAUUUUAUUGAAGGGGAUCGAGUAUGGAUUGAGGAGUAUCCGAAGAGCCUAUACAAGCAUCGAUCUAUCAAACAACAAAUUUCAAGGAGAUAUUCCAAGUUCUAUAGGAAAGCUCAAGGCCCUACACGCUCUAAACUUAGCUAAUAAUAGUUUCACAGGUCAUAUCCCAUCAUUGGAAAAUUUAACUUUACUUGAAUCAUUAGACCUUUGUUCAAAUCAAUUGGUAGGACACAUUCCUUGGCAAUUAACAAAGUUGACAUCUCUGGCAUUCCUUAACCUUUCAUACAAUCACCUUGUUGGUCCCAUACCUGAGCAAGGGCAACUUCUUACGUUUCCUAGCAGUUCAUAUAUUGGCAACCUAAAAUUAUGUGGAUUGCCAUUGACAACGAUGUGUGAAAAUGACGAACCGCUACCGAAGGUUCCAAUGUCAAUGACACAAAAAGAUGAUGAUUUCAAUUUCUUAGACGGAUUCACCUGGGAAGCUGUUCUUAUGGGGUAUGGAUGUGGAAUGUUAUUUGGAUUGGUCGCAGGAUAUUUAAUUUUUAAAUAUGAAAAACCUGAAUGGCUUAUAGGAUUUGUUUAUCAAGUUUACAGAAUAAAAGAUGGUCGGAGGUGGAGGUAG
Olea europaea var. sylvestris is the source of this 2280-nucleotide messenger RNA. RefSeq names its product receptor-like protein 12. The record is from RefSeq and is a predicted model, not a curated record. Gene Ontology annotation, molecular function: protein binding. Bases 1 to 2280 code for a protein of 759 amino acids. Lineage: Eukaryota; Viridiplantae; Streptophyta; Magnoliopsida; Lamiales; Oleaceae. The transcript has a single exon.